AUGGGUUGUUUUGCCUCGCGAAAUAACAGAAUCGAAAUAGAAGUCUCAGUUACUGCGGCAACAUCGACUUCAAGAAUCAGAGACAUUCCGCUGUCACACGAACAAAAAUGCAUUUUAAGAGAAUUUUGGCAGCUCAUUGAGCGCAUUAAGAGCGUCAUAGGAAAGAAAGUGUUUAAACGACUUUUUGAGUUCAACCCAAGAAUUCAAGACAUAUUUCCCGCCUUUACGAGUUUGAAACUUGAAGCCGUAAUCAACUCUCGAUCUCUGUAUCUUCACGUCAGACGAGUCAUGACUGCGCUGGAAAAUGCUGUGUUUUCUUUAAACGACGCAGAGGUUUUCAUCGAGUGUUCAAUUCACACAGGGAUGUAUAGGGACGGGGAAGAGGGGCAUAUAGGAGUGCGUAUUCGAGGAGACAUGGAGUUUAAUAAUCGACGGAACGUGUUUGCUCAUGAUGAAUCUCUCAAGUUGUCAUCGGCUAUCUCUCUAAGCACUAUU
Messenger RNA from Pocillopora verrucosa, 495 nucleotides. NCBI's taxonomy places the organism in Eukaryota, Metazoa, Cnidaria, Anthozoa, Scleractinia, Pocilloporidae. The record is from RefSeq and is a predicted model, not a curated record.